AUGGAGCUCGAAGACAAGCAGAUAGCCCCCGUCUCGUUCAAGAAACGGUCUGCCAAAGCCAAGUCCAGCCUGCGCAAGAAGGUGGCAACACCUCCAGCGUCCGACUCUACAGAAGACUUCACGUCCAGCGACGACGAGGGCCACAGGAUAAAACGCAGGCGGAAGAAUGCCGGAGUGAGUGCCUCGUCCAGGACGGCUGCUGAUGCCGGUGGGCGAGGGGGAAAUGAAGAGAAGCCGGAGACCGGUGAAAGGCGGCCUGCUCUGCCUGCCACCAACGACGCAACCAAGCAGUCGAACUGGUACGACGAGGAGCUGAGCGAGAAGAACCUGCUAGGAAACACACGCUCACGAACACAGCCUGAGGGUGCUGCCGGAGACGGGACCUACCACGGCACGUCAAACUACCAGAGCUUCAUCCAGAAGAAUCCCAACGCACCCACAAAGCAAGUCGGGCCCUUGAAGGCUGCCACCAAUAUACGCACCAUCACAGUCACAGACUUUGCUCCAGACGUCUGCAAGGACUACAAACAGACAGGAUUCUGCGGUUUUGGUGACUCGUGCAAGUAUCUCCAUGCUCGCGAGGACUACAAGGCCGGAUGGGAGCUGGAUCGAGACUGGGAGAUCCAGACCAAGGGGAAGAAACUCGCUGGCCGGACGGUGGCGUCUCGGAAAGGCGGCGAGGGCGAGGAGGACGAGGACGAGGAAGACGACGAGUUUCUGGAGAGCAUUCCCUUUGCAUGCGUCAUAUGCAAGAACCCAUACAGCAGCCCGAUAGUGACCAAGUGCGGCCACUACUUCUGCGAGGCGUGUGCGCUGAAGAGGUACCGGAAGAACCCCAACUGUGCGGCCUGCGGCGCCUCGACGGGCGGAGUCUUUAACGUGGCGAAGAAGCUGUCCAGGUUGCUCGACAGGAAGAGGGAGCGCGCGAGGAAGAGGAGAGAACAGGCCAUCGAAGCCGGGGAAGACGUCGGCGAGGAUGACGACGGCGAUGGUGAUGACAAUGACUAG
This is a messenger RNA of Microsporum canis CBS 113480, 1008 nucleotides long. Its product is annotated as pre-mRNA-splicing factor cwc24. The transcript is spliced from 2 exons. NCBI's taxonomy places the organism in Eukaryota, Fungi, Ascomycota, Eurotiomycetes, Onygenales, Arthrodermataceae. The record is from RefSeq and is a predicted model, not a curated record. Gene Ontology annotation, cellular component: U2-type spliceosomal complex. The coding region runs from base 1 to 1008 and encodes 335 amino acids. Gene Ontology annotation, molecular function: metal ion binding. Gene Ontology annotation, biological process: snoRNA splicing.